Stylonychia lemnae is the source of this 3054-nucleotide messenger RNA. Lineage: Eukaryota; Ciliophora; Spirotrichea; Sporadotrichida; Oxytrichidae. The record is from the annotation of a GenBank genome assembly.
AUGCAAAAUUUUGUUUUCAAUUCCGACGAAUCUCCCAAUAAAGUUUAAAAUGAUUUUCAACUUGAAGAAAUUGAAGGACUUAACAACUAGGUCAUCAAGGAAGAGCUUCUAAAGCAACAAUAAUAAAAAUUGACUAAGAUUGAUGCAGAACUCGAAAACUAUUUAGGGAAAUUGGAAAAUGCGAAACAUUAGCUUAGAGAUUAAUAAAGAAAUGGCAACAAAAAUAGUACUCAAGCCUAACUUAAAAAGCUGCGAAAUUAGAUCUUAUUCUUCGAGAAUUAAGUUAAGUAGCUGUAAAAUAGGAGAUAAAAAGUUGAUGAUGAGUAUUAGAAAGCCCUAUAACAAGAAGAAAACUUUGACAACCCUGAUCUAUUAGACAAUAUAUUUUCAAAGUAGUAAGAUGCCCAUCAUUCUGAGAAAAGAAUAUAAAAAAGAAGCUUACUAGAGAUAACCAUUGAUGAUGACAAAAAGUUUUACAUCUCUGAAUUGUUCUAUAACUUGUUGUUUAAGCACUAGAUAGAAGCAUUGAAUUGGCUGCUUAGUUAGCAUUCUUUGAAAAAGGGAUCUAUAUUAGCGGAUGAGAUGGGAUUAGGAAAGACUAUAUAGACUAUAGCUCUUAUAACAACGCUUCAAACUACUUACCAUGAAACUUUAGACUCAAAUUAUGAACUACAAAAUUCAAAUAAAAUUGGUCCGAUUCUCAUAGUAUGUCCAGCCACAGUUAUUAAUUAAUGGGUCUAAGAAUUAAAUCUCUGGACUGCUGGAAAUCAGCAUUAAGUUAAAAUCUAUACUUUUAGUGGAGUAAAAGGAACUGAAAUAGAAAAUCUUAAUACUGGCUCUAGAUAAGCAAAGCAAAAGGUACUAAAGGAAGCCAUAAUAAACAAUGGAAUAGUUAUCAUUUCAUAUGAGUUUCUCAGAACUGAGGUUGAGUUAUUUUAAAGAAAACAAUGGUAUUAUAUUAUUCUUGAUGAAGCCUAGAAAAUUAAGAAUAGCUUCUCGUUAACGCAUCAAGCUGCUAUUUCCAUUCAAGCCGAUCAUAAACUAAUACUCUCUGGCACUCCAAUAUAAAAUAAUUUGCAAGAACUUUGGAGUUUGUUCCACUUUGUCUAGCCAGGACUCCUAGGGGAAUUAGAUUACUUCGAGAAUACGUUUUGCAAAGCUAUAAUUUAAGGUGGAUACACAAAUGCUACAAAAGUUCAAUAAGAAACUGCAAGAUAAUGUGUCGAUGAGCUUAGAUUAAUGAUAAGAAGACAUAUUUUGAGAAGAACUAAGAAAUAGUUGAAGUUAGAUUGCAAACUUCCAGACAGAAAUGAAUAUAUAGUUUUUUGCAAUCUGACGAAUGGACAGUUGAAUCUCUAUAUAAAAUACUUAAAAGGAUGUUAAACAAGGAGAAAUAGAUUUGGACAUGGAUUUGAAAAAGGAGCUGGGAGUGAUGAUCUCGCUGUACUAAAUAAUCUGAGAAAGAUUUGCAAUCACCCAUUCAUGUUUUUUGCUUUUCAUGAGGCUGAAAAAGCCGAUAUGAGAGGUUACAAAUUCAAUCAGUAAUAAUUACUUCAUAUUCCAGAGUUUGUAGCAUAUAACAAUGCCAAGAAUAAACUAUAAAAUUACAAAGACAAUAAAGAGGGUAUAAGAUAAAUGGAAUGUGAAAUUGCAUCUUAACAUUGGUAGUUAUCUGGUAAAUUGAGGGUACUAAUGAAUUUUCUAAAGGACUGGUACAAAAAGGAUGUCACUACCAAAGUAUUGAUCUUUAGUUAGACUAAAAAAAUGCUUGAUAUUAUUGAAAAAGUAUCACAAAGGCAAAAUUUUUCGUAUCUUAGAAUGGAUGGUAACAUCAAUCUAAAAUCAAGAAUGGAGUUGAUUGAUAAAUUUAACAAUGAAGAUGCUUAUAUAUUCCUUUUGACAACUAGAGUAGGUGGCUUAGGUAUUAAUCUGACUUCAGCCAAUAAGGUUAUCAUAUUUGAUCCAGAUUGGAAUCCUAUGGUUGACAUUCAAGCUACAGAUCGUGCAUUAAGAAUCGGCUAGAAAAGAGAUGUAACUAUUUAUAGAUUCGUAGUAGAUGAUACUAUUGAAGAAAAGAUAUACCAUCGGUAGAUAUUCAAAAAGUUCAUGGCUGAUAAAAUCUUGUAAGAUCCCUCAAAACAAAAAUUCUUUGAAAGAUCAUAAAUGCAUGAACUAUUUGAAUUACCUAAAAAGACGAUUGAUGAAGACAAGGAAUUAGAUAAUAUCAAUUAGCUAAAAAAGCGUUACUCUACAGCAGAUAGCCAUUAAAGUAUUGAAAAUUUAGAGGAAGAAGUUAAAGGCAAUGAACAUAAGCAUAAAAGACUAAAACAUGAUGCAUAUGAUAAGCAUAAAGUGAUUAAAGAGUAAACUGAAAUCUCAGAUGAAGAUAAAUUAGAAUCAGAUAGCGAUAAAAAAUUAGGUAGAAUUUAUCGUGUUAGCAAAAAAAUCAUUAAGAAAGAUGAAAAGCUCUCAGAAUUCUUUAAAAAGACACAACAAGAGCUAUCAAAGAUUGAUGAUAUAGCUAAGAGAGUAAAAAAAGAUAUAGAGAAUAAUUUAAUAACAUCAAUAUUUAAAAAUGAAGAAGACUAGAAUAAGUGUUAGUAGGAUUUAGAUAGAUUCUCUAACAUAUCAUAACUAAAGAUAAAAAUAGAAGCAAGAUAAGAGGCAUCUAAUCUAUUGUCUAAAUUAGGAGGUUUUAAUGAUUCAUAGAGAGAAUAAGAGAAGAAUCAGCAAUAAAACAAAAUAAUGACUUCAACAUCUAUAAUGGGUAAUCUUAUGAUGAAGAAAAAGCAGCAAGAUGAUCAUGACUUAAAGCAAAAGCAAGUUGAUGAUAUUUUGAGAAUUUAGAAGUAAUAAAACGAUGCUAAAUUAGAUAUGAAUUUUUAGAUUAGAGAUUACUUCAAGUAAAAAUAGAUAUUUGAAACGCCAUCUCGCGAAAUAUUAGAGCAUUUUAAGGAAUAUGUUCAAGGUGAUUAGUUUGAGGAAUUUAGGGAAGGCCUGAAAGAAGUAGCUUUCUUUGAUAAAGAUGAAAAAGUGUGGAUUUUAAGAGAUUGA